AUGGACUUGACUAGACUCGCCACAUCUAUCUCUGAGGCAACGGAGCUACUCACCAGCCAGUCGAUUGACCCUCAGCAGCGAGCAGAGCUGUCGCGGGCCUGCGAGAGACUUUCUGCAAUUAUUGACCAGCCGAACUCAAGAUUAGAGAAAGCCACUAUCGCGACAACCCCAAUCGUAGCCGCCCGUGUCGCCAUCGAUAUUGGAAUAUUUGACUUUGUCCUUAAUUCGCUAAAAGAGGAAUUCACGAGCGACGAAAUUGCAUCGCAUACAGGUGGAGAUACAUUACUUGUUUGCCGUAUCUUGCGGUCAUUGACAGCGUCUGGUAUAUUCAAUGUCACACCAGCAGGGACUUACAAACCCGAUCCUGUGGUGAAGGAUCUUGCUCGGGGUGGCUAUUUAGCAAGCCGGAUCGUGAUGAACUUUGACAUUCACUUCCAAAUAUUUGCCAAACUUCCCCAAUACCUAAGGGAGACCCAAUACAGAUCUCCUGCAAACGCCUACGCGGGACCCUUUCAAUAUGUCUUUGACACAAACGAGCAUUAUUUCGACUGGAUGAAGUCACAUCCGUCUCAACUCGAUGCCUUUAAUCGUACAAUGCAGGCCGGUGUUGUACGUGACAAUUCUGCGCGGUGGACCCAAAUAUUCCCUGUCGCGCAGCGAUUCCAGCAAUUCAUGAGUGCCAGCUUUCCUGUUGAUAAAGGGCUUCAACUAGUGGAUGUCGGAGGUGGCAUCGGCCACGAAAUCCAAAUUUUGCUUGAGACGCUUCCAUCUCUCCGAGGACAUUUUGUUCUGCAAGACGUACCCGGCGUUAUCCAAAGCAUGCUACCGGAACUCCAGAAAACCACGGUCCCCACGCAGACAGUACAGGCCAUGCCUUACAGCUUCUUUGAGUCACAGCCCGUAACAGGCGCACACGUCUACUUCCUGGGCCGUGUUCUUCACGAUUGGCCGGACAACGAGGCACGGAGAAUUCUACAUCACAUUCGAAACGCAAUGGGUAAAGACUCCCUGCUCCUCAUUCACGAUCGCGUGUUGCCAGAUGGUCCGGCGAAGGUCCAUCUAUCAGACACCAUUAUGGAUUUCAAUAUGAUGGCUUUAUGUUCGUCGCUAGAACGAACGGAGACGCAAUUUCGAGACCUGCUUGUCUCCGAGGGACUUGACAUGGUGCGGGUGUGGCGGCCAGCCACUGCUGGUCUUCAUCGACAAGCGGUGCUCGAGGUGGUCUUGGCGGGUUCUCCAGAUGAUGAAUAG
Messenger RNA from Penicillium concentricum, 1251 nucleotides. RefSeq lists its product as uncharacterized. Lineage: Eukaryota; Fungi; Ascomycota; Eurotiomycetes; Eurotiales; Aspergillaceae. The record is from RefSeq and is a predicted model, not a curated record. Bases 1 to 1251 code for a protein of 416 amino acids. The transcript has 4 exons. Gene Ontology annotation, molecular function: O-methyltransferase activity.